Messenger RNA from Aspergillus aculeatinus CBS 121060, 1136 nucleotides. RefSeq names its product DUF1014 domain protein. Gene Ontology annotation, cellular component: nucleus. NCBI's taxonomy places the organism in Eukaryota, Fungi, Ascomycota, Eurotiomycetes, Eurotiales, Aspergillaceae. Bases 156 to 827 code for a protein of 223 amino acids. The transcript is spliced from 3 exons. The record is from RefSeq and is a predicted model, not a curated record. Gene Ontology annotation, biological process: transcription by RNA polymerase II. Gene Ontology annotation, molecular function: transcription coactivator activity.
GCCCGCUUUCCAUCUGUAUCCAUCUCCAUCUCCAUCUUCCUUCUCUUUCCUCUCCUUCCUUUCUGACUUUCUUUCUUUCUUUCUUUUUUUCAUCACACCUUUCUGCACCUCACUCUCAGUCAGUCCACCUAUAUAUCUUCAAACAAUUUCCAACAAUGGGCGGAAAGAAAGGCGGAGCCGGCGAGAACUCCAAGAAGGCGGCUGGCCAGGCUCGCAAAGCCGAAGCCGCCGCCGGCAAAAAGGCCGCCGAGGACGCCAAGCGCGCUGCCGAAGAAGACAAGCAAUGGCAGAAGGGAGCGAAGGGCAGUGCUAAGAAGGACGACGCCGAGGCCAAGAAAGCCGAGGUCGCCCGCAAAAAGGCCGAACGCGACGCCCUCCUAGCCGCCGAAGAAGCGUCGCAGCCCUCGAAACCCAAGGGCAGCGGCGCCAAGCAGGCCGUGAAGAAGACCCGGGGUCUGGACCUGUCGCAGCUGGAUGAGCCGGCCGGCGGCAGCAGCAGGGCCUCGGCGCUGAAUGCGUCGGGUAUCGACAACGCGCUGGACGCCCUCUCCCUGACGGGCAAGGACGCCGGCAAGGUGGACCGCCACCCGGAGCGGCGGUACAAGGCCGCCUACGCGGCGUACGAGGCCCGCCGGCUGCCCGAGAUCGAGGCGGAAAACCCCGGCCUGCGCCGGCAGCAGCGCGUCGAGCUGUGUCGGAAGGAGUUCGAGAAGAGCGAGGAGAACCCCUUCAACCAGGUGCAUGUGGCGUUCGAUGCGAGUCGCGAGGAGAUCGCGGCCGUGCGCGAUGCGGAGCGGAAGAAGGUCGAGGCGCGGUUGGCCAAAUAGAGGAGGAGGAGGUUUCUUUUCUUUUUCUCUUUUGUUGGCGGGGAGUUUUCUAUUUUUCUAUUUUGUCCUCGAUGUCAUCGCAGCUAGGUGCUGUUAGUACGGCCUGCUACGUACUAUGAUGUGGUAUAUAUACCCCCGGGUUUUUCCUCUUCAUCGGAAAGCUCAAAAUUGGAGUCGGAUCUAGGGCUGAGUGCCUCGGAUCCAUGAUAGAGAGGUUUGGAACUGAAUACGGUAUACAAGAUGAAAUGACUGGGAAAUGAAGUACAACGAACGAAAAUCAUGCAUAGAAAAAGUACAUAAUCAGAAGGU